Molecule: messenger RNA, 2004 nt
Organism: Rubroshorea leprosula
Lineage: Eukaryota; Viridiplantae; Streptophyta; Magnoliopsida; Malvales; Dipterocarpaceae
Source: the annotation of a GenBank genome assembly
GCCCUGCCCAGAUCAGAUCUCUCUCCUCUGCUAAUCGCAACGACGCAUGGCGGAGUUCAGGGAGAAUCCAUUCUCAUGUUUGGUUAAUGAAGCUGGGGAAGUGCAUUUGAAAUACCAGUUAAAGAUUACUGAUGCUGGCAUAGAAGACUGUGAUUUUCAGUUGCCUUUGCUUCACAAGGGUGAUGUACGAAACAGUUGUGUACAAGCUAACAGAUUCCUUCCAUAUCAAAGUAUGCGGUUAAACGGAGGUAUUAUCACAGAUGAUUCUUCUAUAAAUGGUGGGGAAGAUGGCAACAAAAAGUAUUUGCCUUUUGAUGUUGAAACUGAAACUGUUAGGGACCUAAGGUUAUCAAAUAAUUUUGUCAAUGGAGCUAAUUCUGUUGGUAUUCAUGGCAAAUUGCCCAUGCAUUCUGGAAGCUCUGUUUCUGCUGCUGAUGUAUUGAAAACAUUGUUUUUUAUACUUGUGUGGUACACUUUCAGCACAUUUUUGACGUUGUACAACAAAACUCUUUUAGGAGAUCAUCUGGGAAAGUUCCCAGCUCCCAUGUUGAUGAAUACUGUCCACUUCACAAUUCAAGCUGUUUUAUCAAAGCUGAUUACAUGGUAUUGGUCUGAUACGUUUCAACAAAAUUUUCCUAUGUCAUGGAAUGAUUACUUAUCCAGAGUUGUAUCAACAGCUCUUUCAACAGCAUCAGAUGUUGACCUAAGCAAUGCGUCCCUUGUUUUUAUCUCUGUUACAUUUGCCACAAUGUGUAAAUCUGGAGCCCCUAUAUUUCUCCUUCUAUUUGCUUUUGCGUUCAGGUUGGAGUCUCCAAGCAUUAAACUUUUUGGUAUUAUUGUAGUAAUCUCCUUUGGAGUUUUGUUAACCGUUUCAAAGGAGACAGAGUUUGAGUUUUGGGGUUUUCUCUUUGUUAUGCUUGCUGCUGUUAUGUCUGGGUUCCGCUGGUGCAUGACUCAAAUUCUUCUGCAGAAAGAAGCCUCUGGUUUGAGAAAUCCGCUUAUGUUGAUGAGCUACCUUACUCCAGUAAUGGCAGGAGCAACUGCUGUUCUUUCUCUCUUCUUGGAUCCAUGGCAUGAAUUCAGAAAGAACAAUUACUUUAAUAAUUCAUGGCAUGUUGCUCAAAGUUGCUUCUUGAUGCUCUUUGGUGGUACACUGGCCUUCUUUAUGGUUUUGAUGGAAUACAUUCUUGUUUCAGUAACCAGUGCUGUUACAGUGACGAUAGCUGGUGUUGUUAAGGAGGCCGUCACAAUAUUGAGGAUAUGAUUUUCCAAGAAUGGAACUCUUUUAAUAAUUUUUCUGAAAGCUUUUCUAUACGGUUUCAUCCAAUUGGAACUUAAUUCAUUUCUGAAAUGGGGUCCUAGGAGAACAUUGGAACAUUUUAAUAACAUUUGAUGUAUGAGUGCAUGGAUGACCAGUGUUACUGUAUUAAUGUGUUUUCUUACAUGGUGCUUAGCUGAGAGUUCCCCAUGACCAGUCUGCAAGGAAUGAAACUGGUGGAGGAACUUUCUUUUUACAGAUGGACAGGCUUUUCAAAUUUUAACUGCAAAAGCAAAUCUUAUGACUGGGUUUAUGAUUGGUUGGUGAAUGGCUUUGUUUGAGUCAUUUUCAGAAAAUUACAAGGCCGUAUUUGGAUUUGGUGUGGGGUCCUAGCCAGCAUGCAUCCUCCAGUUGAAUCUUUUCAGUUCCUCUGGUGUCAUUCCUAAAAUCCAUAUAGUAUUAUUGGGCUUUAUGUUCUAUCUUGUAUGAUACCAAUUUCAAACAAAUCUAUUUAACCUAGAACAAAGCAAGUACGUACAUGGGUAAAGUAUACUCACAGGAGGAAUAAUUCUACCUGGUUUUCUGCAAUGAGAUCCUGUUGUGUGAUCGAUUUGUUGUAAUUCAUUUCUUUGUCAAUUAGCAUAAGUAGUUUCUUGCAUUGAUGCUAACCCCAAAACGUAGUAAUUGCUCAUAUCUUUCCUUUUGCAAAUGACAUAUGGCACAAGGAAUAAUUUUUUAACUCAAAC